AUGGAUGGUGGAGGUGAUGGUGGAGGUGAAUCUUCACCUAAGUUUGUGCUACUUGAAGAACUAGGUGAGCUUGGAGGACUAGAAUUGGAGCUAGAACUUCCACUUGAGCUUGAAUUUAUUACAAGGACUCAAGGUAUUGUGAAUCAUCUUAGGACUCAAGGUGAAACUAUAUCAGAUCAUAAAAUUGUAGAAAAGGUUUUAAGGUCUCUUCCUCCUAAAUUUGAUCCAGUAGUAAUUGCUAUUGAUGAAAGUAAAGAUCUAACUACUUUCAAAGUUGCAGAAUUAAUUGGUUCUUUGCAGUCUCAUGAAGAGUGCAUGCAACAUUCUAUAGAAAGUUUUGUUCAAGCUUUCCGGAAAAAGAAAUCUGACUUGAAUAAGUCAAAAGCUAGUUAUGUAGAAGAAUCUUCUGAUGCAAAGAAUUCUAUGUUCUUUGCAUGGAAUUUGGCAAAAGAACCCCAAGAGGAUGUCUGGUUCUUGGACAGCUGUUGUUUAAAUCACAUGACAGGUAAAUCUGAUUUCUUUGCCAAAUUAGAUGAUUCAGUGAGGAGUAAAGUUAUAUUUGGAGAUGAUAAGGAGGUUGAUGUAAUGGGAAAAGGCACCCUUGCAGUCAAGACUAAGCAAGGAGACACUACAAAUAUCCAUAAUACUUUCUUUGUGCCAGAAUUACAGCAUAGUCUUUUGAGUAUAGGACAACUUCUAGAAAAGAACUAUAAAGUUGUAUUUGAAGAUAGUUGUUACAAAAGUUUUGAUAAAUCUAAUAAUCAUCAUCUUGUAGCAAAGACUUAUACAUGA
This is a messenger RNA of Cryptomeria japonica (Japanese cedar), 792 nucleotides long. RefSeq lists its product as uncharacterized. NCBI's taxonomy places the organism in Eukaryota, Viridiplantae, Streptophyta, Pinopsida, Cupressales, Cupressaceae. The transcript is spliced from 3 exons. The record is from RefSeq and is a predicted model, not a curated record. Bases 1 to 792 code for a protein of 263 amino acids.